Molecule: messenger RNA, 510 nt
Organism: Acanthosepion pharaonis
Lineage: Eukaryota; Metazoa; Mollusca; Cephalopoda; Sepiida; Sepiidae
Source: the annotation of a GenBank genome assembly
AUGUUUAUGCAUUCAGACUAUCUCUUUCUUUAUCUCUCUAUAUCUCAAUCUACUAAUCUAUCUAUCGUCUGCGUAUAUCUGUCAAUCUCUGUAUCUGUAUUUGUUUUACUGCUUGUUUUCUAUCUAUCUAUCUAUCUAUCUAUCUAUCUAUCUAUCUAUCUAUCUAUCUAUCUAUCUUACUAUCUAUCUAUCUAUCUAUCUAUCUAUCUAUCUAUCUAUCUAUCUAAAUCUGGUUCUCUUUAUUUCAAAGAUAACUUUAAUUUACCUUUUUACAACUCUCUCUCUCUCUCUCUCUCUCUCUCUCUAUCUAUCUAUCUAUCUAUCUAUAUCUAUAUACGCAAUCUCUUUAUUAUCUAUCUAUCUAUCUAUCUAUCUAUCUAUCUAUGUUCACUCAACACUGAAGAUAUUUAUUUCCGAUAUAAAAACAUACAAAUAAUUUUUCAUCGUCAGACGGAAACAUUUCAGAAACAUUUCUCUUUUAAAAUACUUUAUAAGCAGAACGAAUUCUAA